Patella vulgata (common limpet) is the source of this 2004-nucleotide messenger RNA. Its product is annotated as neuronal acetylcholine receptor subunit alpha-7-like. Gene Ontology annotation, cellular component: synapse; neuron projection; membrane. The coding region runs from base 257 to 1483 and encodes 408 amino acids. The record is from RefSeq and is a predicted model, not a curated record. Gene Ontology annotation, molecular function: neurotransmitter receptor activity; extracellular ligand-gated monoatomic ion channel activity; transmembrane signaling receptor activity. Gene Ontology annotation, biological process: chemical synaptic transmission; regulation of membrane potential; signal transduction. The transcript has a single exon. Lineage: Eukaryota; Metazoa; Mollusca; Gastropoda; Patellidae.
AGAACUGGUGUCUAACAGUGAAAUCGUAUCGCUGUUUUUUCUACAUCCAAGACUGUCACUGUUAAAUCACAGUCGAUAAUAACUUUAAUAGAAUUAUAGCGACCAGAGACAAAUAUUUUUUGUCAAGAAUUGAGUACCACCUACGCCUGCGUAAGUGGAUUUUUGAGAGUCUAAAGAGGACGUACAUCUAAUCUCAUCUGUGGUGUGGUGCCAGAUAGUUUAUGGAGGUGGACGUGCAGCAAUACACAUCCUUAAGAUGGAUAUACUGGAGUUCCAAGUAAUUUAUUGGAUAGUUGGUAUGUUGAUCUCAAGAGUCGAUUCCAUCACUAAAGAAGAUCGUUAUAACUUAUAUACUGAACUAUUUGUUGACAGUUUUUAUAAUCCCAAUCUCCGGCCUGUUGAAAGCGAUGCAGAUCCUUUAGAGGUAUGGGUAACCUUCUCCCUGAUUUCCAUCAGCGAGGUACGGGAAAAAGAUCAAACACUGGUGGGAUUUGGUUACAUAGGUCUUAAAUGGGCGGACACUUUCUUGGGUUGGAAUUCAACUAGAUAUAAUGGAUUGGAAGACAUGGUUGUGCCACAAGUGCAGGUAUGGAGACCCGAUGUUGUUAUUGGAAAUAUGGUGGAGAAGACCACCAUGCUAGGAUUUGAUGAGAUGCCGAUUCGACUCAUCAACACCGGUCAUAUUAUGUGGUUCCCAAAUAUCCUAUUCCAAACAGCAUGUGAUAUAAACCUGCGAUAUUAUCCUUUCGACACUCAAGUUUGCACAAUUCAAUUAAAUCCGCUGGUAUCAGUGAUUGGCGAAAUAGAACUGCGCCUUGCGUUUGGCCACAAUCCUUUGGCCGAGUAUGGGCCAAAUGGACAAUGGGAGCUUAUAAAACUUUUUUUGGAGGAGACGAACGAUCAGUACAAAUCUAUAUUAAAAUUUGGACUGACUUUAAAACGUCGUAGGUCGUUCUACAUCAUGAACGUCGUUUUGCCAAUUAUUUUUUUGUCUUUCAUGGGAAUCUUAGUAUUUGCUUUGCCGGCAGAAUCUGGUGAGAAGAUGUCCUUAACUAUCACCAUUCUUUUGGCUUACAUUGUUUAUCUGACCAUCAUUAGUGAGAACAUGCCUCAAACAUCGAUUCACAUUUCAUUGCUUGCGGUUUACCUGACAAUUCUUGUGGCGCUUAGUGCUAUAUCUGUAAUCAUUACAACAUUAGUGUUACGACUUCAUCACACAGAUGAUUCAAUCCCUGUUUCCAGAGGAAUUGGAAAAGUAACCAAUUUUUUUCGGGGUCGCCGUCGUCGUUCUUCGAAAAUCGUAAACACCCAAAAUGCGGUUGUAACUCCAUCCAGCACAGAAAGUAUUGACGGUAGUCAAGAUUCCGAUGAUAAUGUGACUUGGAAAGAUGUAGCCAGGUCGUUGGAUGUUAUUUUCUUCUGGCUAUAUCUAUUGAUAACAGGUUUAUCAACAGUUGUACUUUUACUGCUUAUGCUUACAUAGAGGCGUGGUAGAUAAUGUCAUGGCAGGUGUUUGCUGUUAUUCAUAUUUAAUGUGCAGUUAAUAUUUCAAUUAUUCAUAUUUUUCUAUUGUUGAUGCUCUAAAUAUUCAUAUUUAUUCUAUUGUUGAUGCUCUAAUUGUUCAUAUUUAAUCUAUAGUUGUUGUAGUCAUUGUAAUCACCAUGUCAUAGCCGAAGUAUUCUUUAAAAUCUGUGACAAUCUGUGUACUUAGGUUUUUAACCAUGGUAUUAAAUGAUUUCUAAUUAUGUAGGGGGGUUGGAUGGCUGAAUGGUUAGCGUGCGCGCGCUGUAUCAUAAAGUCUGUCAUUGAGUCGACUGGCGUGGUUUCGAAUCCCCGGUUGUACGUGACAAGGAGUAGGGUCGCCUGUCCAACCUCGUGGGUUUUCUCCGGGUCCUCCGGUUUCCUCCCACUGCUAAAGACCCCUAUGCGCAAGCGAAUUAUUGAAAUAAAAUUAAACCAUAUGUUAGUCCUGAAAUGACCUAGUUUGUGUCGAGUGGACGUUAA